Synchytrium microbalum is the source of this 921-nucleotide messenger RNA. RefSeq lists its product as uncharacterized. The record is from RefSeq and is a predicted model, not a curated record. NCBI's taxonomy places the organism in Eukaryota, Fungi, Chytridiomycota, Chytridiomycetes, Synchytriales, Synchytriaceae. The transcript is spliced from 2 exons. Bases 1 to 921 code for a protein of 306 amino acids.
AUGUCCCUCAUCUCUAUUCCUGUCGAUGAGCAAGAUCAAUUCGAAAAUGUUUCCCUCCAGCUGGACAAGCUCUCAACGCUCUUACUAACAGCUAAUAAAAAAGGAGUAAAUUAUCCUAUUCUGGACUCUAUUGAACGGAUCUUUCAGCUAUCUAUUGAAAAUGAACCAACCUAUGGCGUGGAGGCCAACAUUGCCAUGACAAAAUUGUCCAAGAUCUCUAUAAACUGGCUCGUAUCGAAUCUGAGUCGUGCCGAUUCUGAUGAAGAUCUGGAACGUUUGGGAUCCAUGAUCUCGAAUCUGACUGGACGUGGUGGGAGAGGAGCCAUAACGAGAGAAUGGAAGUUUAAAGGAUUCUCACUACAAAUACGAGAGCCUUCGUUUGUGGAUGCAUCUAUAGGUCACCAGACAUGGGGCUCUGAGACAUUGCUCUGUAAUUUAAUUCAAGAUCAAACUAUAGACGUUGCUGGACACUCUGUGCUGGAAUUAGGCUGUGGUACCGCAAUAGCUGGUCUGGUAUCGGCUUGUGUGGGAGCUUCCAAGGUCUUGCUCACUGAUUACCAUGAGGGCGUACUAGAGAAUUGUGAACGAAACAUACUACUCAAUGAAAUCGACAACGUCAGUGUUAUGAAACUAGAUUGGACAUCACCACCACUGGAUUUUGUAGAGACAUUUGACGUUGUGAUUGUCGGUGAUUGUAUAUACGAUCUAGAACCCGCUCUCUUGGUGCCAGCAAUAGCCAAGCCAUACUUGAAAUCCGAUGGUGUCUUUUACGUAGUCUUGCCUAUGAGGCUGUCGUUUAGUAAGGAAAUAGCAGCAUUUGAGGAUGCCAUGACAGUGAACGCGUGGAAGCUUGUCGAAUCAAGAGCGAUGAGUCGUGAGGGUGACGAAUUAAGUUAUAAAUAUUAUAAAUUCAUACUGUAA